AUGUCUACAUUUGACACAUCUAAACUGAUUAGCAUUUCGAAAACAGUGUUAAUUUGGGGUUUAGUCCUAUACUUGGGCUUUAUUAUCUUUUUUAAUGACUCUAAUUGUCCAUCUUCUCAACUUUUCUCUUCUUUUAGAUUGAAAUGGGCACCUUUUAGUUCUCAAUCAAAUGAUGUACAAUCCAAAAGUUCCACUAACAUUAGUCACCUUCUUUUUGGUCUUUUAGGUUCUGAAAAAGCAUGGCAUCAUAGAAAAUCAUAUAUUGAAUCAUGGUGGAGACCAAAUGUUACAAAUGGAUAUCUUUUACUAGAUGUUCCUCCUAAAGGUGAUCUUCUCCCAUGGUCUUCAAAUUCACCUCCUUAUAAAAUAUCAGAUGAUAUUCCAAAACUUGUUAACGAGACCAAACAUGUCGAUGCAACCGUUCUAAGGUUGGUUCAUGGGAUAAUGGAGGUGUUUAGAGAGAAACAUGAAGGUGUAAGAUGGCUAGUUAUGGGAGACGAUGAUUCGAUAUUUUUCUUAGAUAAUAUGGUUGAAAUUCUUGCACAAUAUGAUCAUACCAAGUAUUAUUAUUUUGGAGGACAUUCGGAAUUUAUAUUAUCGAAUUAUUGGUACUCAUUUAAUCAAGGUUUUGGUGGAGCUGGAUUCAUAUUGAGUUAUCCUUUGGCUAAAGCAUUGUCAAGAGAUAUGAUGUCUUGCUUAAAGAGAUACGCUCAUUUGAAUGCUGCUGAUAGAACAACAAUGACCUGCAUUGCUGAUAUUGGUGUCAAUCUUUCUCCUCUUCAAGGCAUUCAUCAGAUUGAUCUACGUGGUGAUUUAUUUGGAUUUCUAUCAUCCCAUCCAAAAUCUCUACUAAUGUCUCUUCAUCAUUUUGACAUGGUUGACCCAAUAUUUCCCUCUAUGGAUCGUGCACAAUCAGUGUUCCACCUCCAAAAUGCUGCACAAUAUGAUCAAUCACGUAUGUUACAACAAACCAUAUGUCACCAUAGGUCUAAAAGCUGGACAUUUUCAGUUUCUUGGGGAUACUCAACUCAUAUUUAUGAAAAAAUUAUGCCUAGAAGUUGGAUACAAAGACCAAUUGAAACAUUUAAACCAUGGCAAAAAAGUCCCAAUCCACCACAUUAUAUGUUUGAUGUUAGAAGUCCUUCUUGGGAUCCAUGUGAAUCCCCUCAUGUAUUUUUCUUCAAGUCCAUUGAGAGAACACCAAGAAAUGAAGUUCUUACAACAUAUACUAGAGCAUGGCCUCGAGGGAUUGGAACUUGUUUGAAUGCUGGAAAUCAUUCUGCAGAGUAUAUUUUUGAAAUUCAUGUUUACUCACCUGCAAUAAAACGUAUUCAGAUGGACAGAUGUGAAUGUUGUGACAUCAUUCACGAGGCUGGAUCCAAUAGGGCAGAGGUCAAGUAUAGAGAGUGCAAGGAAGAUGAGAUAAUAGCUUGA
Solanum dulcamara is the source of this 1434-nucleotide messenger RNA. RefSeq lists its product as uncharacterized. Gene Ontology annotation, molecular function: acetylglucosaminyltransferase activity. The transcript is spliced from 3 exons. The record is from RefSeq and is a predicted model, not a curated record. The coding region runs from base 1 to 1434 and encodes 477 amino acids. NCBI's taxonomy places the organism in Eukaryota, Viridiplantae, Streptophyta, Magnoliopsida, Solanales, Solanaceae.